UUCCAAACCGGGAGGACACCAACAAUUACGAAUAUCGAUAAACAGGCCGGCCUACCAGGUACAAAAAUUGAAUAUACAAUGAGGUACACGAUUUUUUCAGUGUAAACUGUAAAAGUUUGUACCUCUCAUGAAAUAAAGUAGACCCCUAUUAUACAUUAUUCUAUGUACUAUGAGACAUGGACAAGGUGAAAAGCAAAUUGUUUUAUUCUUUGCUAUUGAACAUAUACCCAGAAAACAAAGCUUCGAAAAAAGAAUGCCUGCAUUAUUCAGUGGCUACAUUGGCGGUAGGUAGUUUGCAAUAAUGAAGGUGAAUCACAUUGCAUAAAGAACAUUCACACUGUAUUUUCAGAUCAAGUUAUAAAGAUCACAGGAAGAUUGUACACCAGUCAAUUUGGUCGUCUUUCCGACAACACUGGCGAUAGUUUUGAUCAUAGUACUCAUCCUACCGAAAUUACACGGUUCGUACAAACAAGAUGACUUCAUAUAUACUGGAUAGCUUAUAAACAGUGGAAAAUAAUUUGCGAAAUAUUUUUUGGGGUGGGAAAUCAAGUUGCCAACAAUACGACUACCUCUUUUCGCUAAUAACAAUAAGAAACUUUAAUCAAACUCACUAGGAAUAUAUUUACAACAUCAUGUGAGAACGUAACAAAAGACAUUAUAACAAACAAAGGCGAGUUAGAUAUGGGAUCGGCGAACGGACUCGAAGUCCCAACAAGGCAAACCCCACACAUAAAUUACAACUAGAAAUUUACACUACGAAAACAUAAAAUUUCAAUCAAAGUUCUCUAAUACCACUGAACAGACAGCCCAGUCUCUUCCUCAGGUUGACUGCACAUACCAACUUAGAAACAAAUUAAUUUAUUCGGAAUUAUUUCAGAAAACAAUCCUAAUCCUAACCCAUGCGCUAAUACUAACCCUAAUUCUAAUUUUAAAGAUAGGGGUGUAGCUGGAGUACUUUUUGCCUUAAAUGUCAUGUAAUAUAUAGCUUAAUUUAUAGCCUACGAAUGCUACCAUGCCCAUGGUUAAAAAACUAUUGUUACAGCUUUGGUACACAGUUAUUCAGCUAUUACUCAAAGGCUUUCAGAAUUAUUGGGUUAUUAUGGGGGGAGAGGGGUAAAGAUCAUCCCUUUACUAUUCCCAUUCUACAACAAGAGGAAAACCAAGUACUAGGAGAAAACCUGUCACACUGCGUAAUUAUCGAGCAAUGUCUCAUUUCAUGAUCUCAUUGCGUAUGUUUCACUCAAAUAUGAAGUACCUUAACAGUUUUAUCAUGCAAUAGACAAUUCCCACUAUAGACUAAUUUUUUAUCUUGGCAUAAAAAGUAUAUUCCCGGAAAAAGCAUACUAAAAUGAGUAAAAUUGCAAAGUUUGGUUGCGAAACGUUGUAAAAGGCGCAAAAUAUAGCCUUGCAAAGUUCGCAAAUUUUGUAUACUUUUGUAUUGGGUGCGGAAAUUGCUAGCACAUUUGGGCCGAAAAUGGCAGCAAUUUCCACACGCAAUACAAAGUCAAAGUAUACACAAUUUGCGAACUUUUUGCAAGGCUAUAUUUUCCGUAUUUUACAACAUUUCGCAACCAAACUUUGCAAUUUUACUCAUUUUAGUGUGCUCUUUCUAGCUGUGAUAAUUUUGCAUCUCCUUGCCAAGUUUUAAAAUUAGUCUAAUAUGGGAAUUGUCUAUUCCUGAGUGAAAUAUUUUGUUUUCUAGAGUGUAUCUUGGUGGGUACAACUGUGACACCAACGAUGAAAAUGGACAAGUGUAAGAAUGUUCUUGAUAACUUUUUACAUGAUGCUGCUCAAAAAAGUGCCUGAGAGGAAUGCUGGUCUUAGUAGUCAUCGCCCGGGAAAAUUAAACAAUUCAAAACGGCCACUAUCGACAUUUUCCCAGGCGAUGACUACUAAGACCAGCAUUCCUCGCGGGCAUCAAGCCUUGUGACGUCAUUAUGCAUAAGGUCUAUUGCUUGAUCCAUGAGACCCAUUUAUACAUGCAAUGUUUGUUGCGAUUUUAGCUGCGGAAUCUCUUCUUCUGAUGGAUGUGAACGAGUGGACGAGUUAUAAAUGUUCAGACCAGAGUACACCUACUCAGAACAUUCAUUACUCAUCUACUCGUUCACAUGCACCAGAAGGAGAAAAUCGAGAAGAAAUAUAGGCAUUUAAAUACAAAUCUUUUCUAAAUCUCACCGUAGGUAUGGAAUAACCUAUGUGCCAUAUUCUGGACACUUCAUAUGUAGAGGAGAAAUCACAGCACCAGGUGAAUAAUGCCUUUCAACAAAAAUUAUUUCCUCUGGUCAAUAAAAGUUCCCUUUAUCAUCUCUGUGAUCAGAGUUGUAACCAUGCAGUGUUACUACAGGAGGAAACCUAAACUAAACUAAACAAAACUAAACUAACUUUAUUUAUACUGGAUAGCUCUAUCAGUUCUGAACUGUUCUUCCUAGAGGUCCAGUAAGGAUAAUCUCUUAUUGAUCCAGUGUUACUACAGGAGGAAACCUAAACUAAACUAACUUUAUUUAUACUGGAUAGCUCUAUCAGUUCUAAACUGUUCUUCCUAGAGGUCCAGUAAGGAUCAUCUCCUAUUGAUCCAGUGUCAAUACAGGAGGAAACCUAAACUAAACUAACUUUAUUUAUACUGGAUAGCUCUAUCAGUUCUAAACUGUUCUUCCUAGAGGUCCAGUAAGGAUCAUCUCUUAUUGAUCCAGUGUUACUACAGGAGGAAACCUAAACUAAACUAACUUUAUUUAUACUGAUAGCUCUAUCAGUUGUAAACUGUUCUCCCUACAGGUCCAGUAAGGAUCAUCUCGUAUUGAUAUGUAGUUGUCAUUAUAAUUUCUACCCAUGCAGUUGCAUGAAAAAGAGUACUUCCAGUUUCACUCUAUCAAACACUACAGGUUAUCCUAUCAUCCUGUAGUAACACUGGAUCAAUAAGAGAUGAUCCUUACGGGAUCUCUAUAGGAAGAACAGUUCAGAACUAUUACAGCUAUCCUGCAGUAAAAAUAAAGAUAGUUUAGUUUAGGUUUCCUCCUGUAGUAACACUGGAUUAAUAAGAGAUGAUCCUUACUGGACCUCUAGGAAGAACAGUUCAGAACUGAUAGAGCUAUCCAGUAUAAAUAAAGAUGAUCCGAGAACAGUUUAUACUAGACUCUGUAUAUUUUUGGAAAUAUGAAAGUUCAUCUUCUACAAUGCAGGUUCCUACGGUGUCUCUUAUCUCGUCUCGAAUUACGGUCGAUCACAGAUAAACAACAACGAUCUUAGUCUUGUCGAUGCUAACGAUGUUAUUUAUGAAUAUCAAGCUCAUUCGGGUAAGAUUUGGACAUUACCACCAAUAGAUAAAUACCGAGAUUUUGCGCAUCUCGUUCGAUACUACCAAUACUAGAUAGGUUUUGUAGAUGAAAUUUUCGCAAAUUUACAUACAUUUUUAAACCUACCCGGAGCAAUUGCGAAAAAGGACUAUAGGCCAGCGAUAACUGAAAAACUAUCAAACGUAUUAAUAAGAAAAUGUGGAAUUAAUGGACAUUGCCCAAGGACAAAUGGAUUAAAUUUUCAAAUGAGAAAUUAGCAAAAGUUUGUGUUGCUUUGCUGGGCAGUGUAAACCCUUGAACUAUAAAUAAACUGGAAGGCUAACUCAGGGGGGGGGGAUUGAAGCCAGUGUAUUUUAGUUUUUCUGAGUUAUGAGCAGAAAUACUCAACACUGAACGUUGGGCUAUAUAUCAAAUUGAAGCUAUUGAAAAACGCUAUUUGGUGUAGAAAUUUCAAGACUUUAGCUAAAAGGGAAAUAUUGAAAAACUAUACAAACAUAAUUACCGAUAAUUUGCCGUUUUGCAGUUGUUUUUGUAUUUUUUAAAUAUUUUUCUUUUCGCUGCCGGAAGUCUUGAAAUUUCCACACCGAAUAGCAAUUUUCAAUAGCUUCAAUUUGAUAUAUAGCCCAACGUUUGGGAUCAAGUAUUUCUGCUCAUAACUCAGAAAAACUAUUUUGGCUUCAUCAAAUCAUAGGCCUUCAUCAUAGCAGUUAGCCUUCCAGUUUAUUUAUAGUUCAAUGGUGUAAAAUGAGUGUGUAAUUUGUCCAUUGUAUAAUUUAUGCAUGACAUGUAAUUAAUUAUAAUUACGAUACUUUUUGUGUGUGUUGGUGUUAUGUACUCAGGUGAAUAUGAUGUUUGUGGUGUUACUCUGAGUGUGCAUCCACAUUGGGUUGUAGGAGUCUGGAGCGCCUGGAGAAAACCUUCGACUUUCGGCAGAGCGUUGACUGACUCUUUUCACAUGAGUCCGUAGCGAGAAUCGAACCCACGAUCUCAGAGGUGAAAGGCGCUUGUUCUGACAACUGCGUCACCGAAGCCCCAUGGAAUAAUUAGCGACCUUAAGCAUGUAGGACGGGAACGCGACGGCAAACAAACUCGUUGAACCAAAUGAUUGCAGAAGAAAACUUGUCUUCUAUUUUCCAUCGUAUGAAAAUAAUACAGUUUAAGGAUCAAAAUUAACACAGGGUUUAUGAUUGAGAAAAGUUCUAGGACGCAAUUUAAAAUAGCAGUUGUCCCAGCUUGAAAUGUAAGCGUUGUAUAGAAGACGUGAUAAUCUGUAUUUUGCCGUUGUAAAACAGAGCUACGGCGACGUCUAAAACGUCUGUGAGAUUUCAAUUAUUAAUUUCUGCUCGUUUUCUUGCUGAUGUUAUUGGCCGUUCUCGUUGCACUUUCGUUCUACAAGUGUAAAAUGUAAGGCGGUUUUUUGACACGUCCCCGUACUAGAGUUUUGCUUAAGUUCGCUGUUAAUUCGCUGGAGGAGGGAUACAGUCUUCGAGUGACCUCUAGUUGUCUUGCUCCGAUAAGUAUAUCUGCACCAGUAAUAAUAACAGCUCAGCACUUACCAUCAUGAUUCUGUUUUCAGAUGUUACAAGUGUUGAACCAAGAAGCGGCAGCCGCGCUGGUGGAACCAUCCUAACAAUCAAAGGAAAAGCAUUCAGUUUUAUUAAAGAGAAUGUCAAAGUAACCGUGGGAGGUAAACUUUUCUUCAAUUCUUGAAGUGACUGUGUUAUCUUACGAGAGAUACCGCGGGUGUCCCAAAAAGAACUGGACACUGUUUAAUUUCAUGUAACGUAAAAGCUAUAAAAGCUAAAUUAAGAUCAUUACAUUUAGAAAGGACUAACUUAGAUUUUUAUAUAUAACACUUGAAUUUACAUGCAAUAUUGACUGCGCUAUUGAUGUUUGAAUGUUGAUCUACUCUUUUAGAAAAUGCAAAAAAUUAGCAUAAAACAACCUUAUAAUUACCGAUGUAGUUAUACUUGUUAAAUAACAAAUAUUUUUAUUUUGGUGAAAGGAAUGCAUGAACAACAAGUUUGUUUACAAUUUAUUCGUUAGGAAUAAACAGUAAAUUUGCAUGCUAGAAAAUGAUCUCAAAUUAAAGUUAAUAUUAUACCAUAACAAUAUUUGUAUUGGAGUUUCACAAACAUAUAUACAUCUUACAUAUCCUCCACAGCAAAAGUGACCAAAAAAAAUCGAUGUUCCUAACUGGACCACUAGGGAGAACAGUUUUGAACUGUUUAGUUACCUAAUAUAAAUAAAAUUAGUUCAGCUGAGAUUUCCUCCUGUAGUGAUAUUCAACAAAUAAAGAAUAGACCUUACUUGACUUCUAGGGAGAACGAUUUGGGACAGAUCUGAUAACCUAAUCUGUCAGUUUAGCAUUCUAGGUUUUUAGUCAAUUUAUGUAAUUUUCCACAGGUGUUCCAUGUGAAGUCCUUACGAGCAAUCGAGAUACAAUCACGUGUAAGACAGGCGCACUUCGUGAAGAAAAUGAAGGCAGAGAAUUCUACCCAGGUUUGUAUGUCAACGUUGAUGUCGUCGUAUAAUUUUACCUCUAACAAUGCUCGUACCCAGUGACUCGGAUGAGUCACUCUCAUCAAACACUCGGAUGAGUCAUAGUUUAGCGAUGGAUUCUUGUUAGAGGUUUGAAGGAGACUCGCAUUUACAGGGUAAUCGAAGUUUGUCAACAAGUUGUCUUUGCACUGCUUGCCACAAGUUGUCAACAAGUUUGGAACAAGCUGAUAACAAUUUGUAACAACCUUGUUGAUAUUAUCAAGCUUGUUAAAAGGUUGUUCCAACAAGUCCGAUACAGUCAUGAUAUAGCAGUAUUGUCACAACCUUGUGUCGUCAAAAUUGUAACAUUCUUGUUAUAUCAUGACUGUAUCAGACCUGUUAGAACAACCUUGUGACAAGUCUGAUAAUGCCAUCAACCUUGUUACAAGUUGUUAACAGCUUGUUCCAACAACUGGGAACAAGCAGUGCGAAGACAACUUGUUGACAGCUUGUGAACAGAUUUGUAAUAACUUGUUUGCAGACUUGUAACAACUAGUGCGUUUUUACGUGUGUAAUUGGCAUGGUUUUUCAACUUCGCGAUAUAAGAGAAGAGAACCCAUAUACUUAUCUCUAUCCAAAAUGUACGAGCUUUGUCAUGCAGAUGACUUUAACCCUUCCUUCUUAAUUUCAACUCUUAAUUAUUUCACAUUGACUAGGUGGUCGAGGGUUCAUAUGUGAUACAUGGCCAAUAGAGCAAAGGAUUUCCAACGUACGCGACUUUAAUCCCAACGCAACAUACGUACAUAGUCAUAUCCAUCAGAUGCACACAGAUUUUGCCACGUAUGUCAACGAUCCAUCAUUUGUGAAACCAACUUACUGGUUGGUUGGUCGGCUGACUGCCUACUUCGUGCCACCUUCCAGUGGAAUUUACAGAUUUGGUUCGACAUCUGCCGAGCGCAGCGUUGUGUAUUUCAGUAACACUAGUUCACCUUUGGAUAAGGUAAGUGAUAGCUCAAUUUCCAUAUUAACAAGCACAAUUUAAAUGCAGCGAUUUUUUACACUCCUAAACUAAAUACCGGAAAGCAUCUGUAUUGAAAGAUUGCUCUACAUAAGCUGAAAACUAUAUUUAAUAAACCGUUUGAACUUGAGUCUAGUAAAAAUCUACAAAAAAAAACACAUGAAUUUGAAGACUACUAUACCUUCCCUAAGCCCCAAAAUAAACUCAGACGAGAAAUAAUUCAACUGACCCAGAUAAUUCAAAUUGAAGUUUACCUGUACAGUACUUAUACUAAGAACCAAUAGUUUGAAGUUUAAACUAGUAAGAAUCUACUACAAAGGACGUGUAUUUCAAGACCACUACCUACACUGAGAACCAACAGUUUGGCGUUUAGGCUAGGACGUGCAUUUCGAGACCAAACUAAACACCAACCGUUUGAAGAGAGAAAAAGAGAGGAAAAAAAUAGAAAAAAAGUACAACAAUGUGCAUUUCAAGAUUCCUACCUAAUUUGAAAACCAAGAUGCAAACAAAGUUUACUGCUAUAUUCGUACAUGAUACAUCCUCUUUAAUUUUAGAGAGAAAUUGCUUCCAACCCAUACUACACCGGUUCAUACAAUUGGAACAAGUUUGAAACGCAGUGGUCAGAACGUAUGUACCUUGAGGAUGGCCGUGCGUAUUAUAUUGCAAUUGAAGGAGAUUAUCGUUAUUACCACGGAUACGUUCUAAACCUCGGCAUGCACAAAGAAACAACAAGUCUUACAGAGGAGGAUGUUCCCAUGGCCGUACAGGAACAGCAAUAUUUGAAAAUCUAUAACACGAUUGAGAAGGAGGCACAGGUAUUUCAAAAUAAAUGAAGUUCUCCUUAUUUUUUGAGGUAUUUCAGCCACAUGGUAGUUUAUUGUAGAAUACUACCUACACUGGACCUCCACGGUUGAGAUAUCUUUUUCAGGUAGUUCAGACACAAACCACGACAGCUUAUUGUAGAAUACUACCUACACUGGACCACCACGUUUGAAAUAUAUUUUUCAGGUAUAUCAGACACAAACCACGACAGCUUAUUGUAAAAUACGACCUUCACUGGACCACCACAUUUGAGAUAUCUUUUUCAGGUAGUUCAGACACAAACCACGACAGCUUAUUGUAGAAUACUACCUGCACUGGACCACCACGUUUGAGAUAUUUUUUCAGGUAGUUGAGACACAAACCACGACAGCUUACUGUACAAUACUACCCACACUAGACCACCACGUUUGAGAUGGACCCCACAUGGACCCCAUCAUCAUAGAAUGCACAGUUCGCUAGGAAUAAUUUGUGAAAUUUAAAUUUUUAGACAAUUACGUAUGAGAACUGGACAGAUGGGUUCGUCCAACAGGAAGAACAACUAGUGACGGUGAAGCAAUGUUCAUUGGUGAACAAUCUAUGUCAACAACCACCACCAUUCAGCUUAAACUACAACGGGUCUCUAACUGGGUCUCUAACUCCAAACAUUUCUGCUGCAGAUCUUCAAACUGCACUCAAUGUUCUUCCUUCAAUAAGUAAUGCUGGGUCUGUCACAGUGACCUUGGAAUCGUCCGACAGCCAGGAGAAUGUUUACAGGGUUGAAUUUAACUUUGCCGAACCUGAAACGACUUCAAUGCUGCAGGAUGGAAGUCAGUUACGAGGACAGUUUGUGAGCGUGGCCGUUGACAAGGCUGGGAUAAACUCAGACAAAGGAUUCAGGUUAAGCCUUGGUGGAAAACGAACACAAGUGAUUCCACCAAAUGUGACCGAGGCAGAACUGGAAAGUACCUUUACUCAACUUUUCACCACGCAAUGCACAUUCUCUGCAAAUACAGGUAACAUACGAUGA
Messenger RNA from Paramuricea clavata, 8617 nucleotides. The record is from the annotation of a GenBank genome assembly. NCBI's taxonomy places the organism in Eukaryota, Metazoa, Cnidaria, Anthozoa, Malacalcyonacea, Plexauridae.